Molecule: messenger RNA, 778 nt
Organism: Dufourea novaeangliae
Lineage: Eukaryota; Metazoa; Arthropoda; Insecta; Hymenoptera; Halictidae
Product: mitochondrial import inner membrane translocase subunit Tim21
Exons: 4
Coding region: 1-669 (222 amino acids)
Biological process (GO): protein import into mitochondrial matrix
Cellular component (GO): TIM23 mitochondrial import inner membrane translocase complex
Source: RefSeq, a predicted model, not a curated record
AUGGCGUCUGUAAGAGUAAUUAAAUAUAUUUCAUAUAAAAGGCUAGUAACUAUCUCUGGUCUAACAAAUGCACGUAUUCUUUCUUAUGAUUUGACACCGAACAUUCAGCAAAGCAUAUUGUUCAGCACAAAAAGAUCAAUUGCAAGGGCUAAUGUUGUUGAAGAAGAAAACAAAGUACAAGUUGGAUUUGCAGGAGUAGUUAAAGAGAGCACAAAAUCUAUUGGAUAUUUAAGUAUAAUACUCAGUGGCAUAGGACUCACUGGUUUCAUGUUGUAUGUCAUUUUCUAUGAACUGUUUUCUAGUAAAAGUCCAAAUGGUAUUUAUGGUAAAGCUUUAGAAGACUGUAAAAAGGAUUCUAGAGUAAUAAAUGCCCUAGGAGAACCUAUAAAAGCUUAUGGAGAAGAGAGCCGUCGUGGACGCCGUACCCACGUGAGCCAUACAAAAUUUGUAAAAGAUGGAUUAAAACACAUGAGAAUGAGAUUCUAUAUCCAAGGUAUAAGGAGACGUGGCACAGUAAUUUUAGAAGUACAAGAAAACGAAUUUGGCAAUUAUCUGUAUAGAUAUUUGUACGUACUAGUAGACGAUAUAAUGCAAACUGUUAUAAAAAUAGAAGAUAACAGGGACGAGUAUAAGAGUCCUAGUACAGGGACAGACUUCGAACUAAGCUAGUACUUCAAAUUUGCUGAAGUAGUGUAUUUGAUACAUUGUAUAAAUGUGCUUGUAAGCGAUCAGUUUAUAGGAAUAAUCUUCACGAAUAAAACCGUGGUACUCGAGGAAA